Messenger RNA from Cantharellus anzutake, 709 nucleotides. RefSeq lists its product as uncharacterized. The record is from RefSeq and is a predicted model, not a curated record. Lineage: Eukaryota; Fungi; Basidiomycota; Agaricomycetes; Cantharellales; Hydnaceae. The transcript is spliced from 3 exons. Bases 62 to 283 code for a protein of 73 amino acids.
AACGCAUAUCAGCAGUGUCCUCACUCAAAUCUUUCAAAGUCAUCAUCAUCAAAUUUCUCGCAUGUUGGAGGGGCUCUCUGACCACACCGGCCAACAUCCCUCGGUCCCUACACAACCUGAGGGAUCGACGUCCAGAGACAGUUAUGACGCGGGCUCCGAGCCUAGCGAUUUGGCUGAAGAUAACCGCGGUUCCGAUAGCGAUGAGGCUACGAAUGCUGAGGUCCGUGCAACUAAUUCCCCUUCCGCUAUAUCCUCCUCCUUGGCUGAUCAAUUAGUUCAAUAGAAUCACACCCCAGUUCCCGCAGAGGACCAGUCAAACCCCUUCGGUCUGGGCACCCCGAAUACUUACGCAGGUUAGCAGUGGCCGCUUUAACUCGCUCAACACCACCGCUCAGCAUCAGCAGGAUAUCCAUAUACAGGGGCCAGCAAUGGGUUCACACCAUACCCAGUCGACCAGACCCCGCCCCCGAGGGCCGGGGAGUGGAUCGAUGAACAUGGAGUGAACGGGCUCCCGGCGCACCCCGUAGACCAAAUCCUCGUUGCCAGCGACCAAUGUUUCUAGUUUUGUCCGCGCUUCAUGUUGUUGCAAUCAGCAUUCUGAGUGCUAACCUUCUUGGUGACCCCUGAGUGGUUGGUGGCGUGUGAGUCCUCCAAGUAAUCCGAUUUGCGUUCAUUGGAGUCGAAGGGAUUAUACUGUGUCGAUCCCCCC